UACCGUUUUGCUCGCCGUGGAAUAAUUAAACAAGAAGAGAGCCAAAAGCUCAAGAUAAAAUCGUAUUUUUAUUGCUUUUAGGGAUGUGUCAUACGUUAUGUGAAAUAUGCCGUGUGUAAAAAGUUAGCCCUUUAGUCGAAAGCAAUGCAAACUUUGGGCCCACUUCUGUAUUCAAUAGCCGACCAAACUUGUGGCAUGAUCUAUAAGUGCAAAAGUAAGCAAUAGGGGAAAGAAAGUUUCUUCCAUGUGGACCUGUACCAAAACAUCCACCAAUACAUUAUCCAUCAUCGGUGAUAAAUGUGCAGAAUUUUCGACUAUUGAACCGAAUAUCUAACAUGUUCCGAAAAAGGGUGUUUACAAAAGGCAGUGUUGAGUAGAGAGAGAAAAAAAAACAAAUAAAAAAACAAUGCUUGUGUUUGUUAGUGCGAGUGCGAAGAAAUAUUUUUAGCAGUGCAGCAUAUAACAAAAAAAAUAACGUAAAACAAAACACCACUUACAUCUGGAGCAGUAAUCAAUUGUACAUCCUUGCCAGUAUGUAUAAAAUUGAUGCGUAUGCGUAAUAUAGAGAUUGUCCAUGCGCUUUCCUUUAAAAUGAAGCAUCUUGAUUUACACACUUUGUUCCAAUAUCCAGCUCCGUUUCUACCUUGCUUACAACGGCAUGCAGCGAAUGGCAUUGAACAAAGUGAGGACUGUGUGUUGCAAAAGGUGUAUUUCGAUUGUUUCUCACAUGAGGAUCAGUGAAAAAGGGACGUUGUGUAGUCGUCAUUCAGGAAGCAAAAAUAUUUCAAAUCAACUGAAUUCCGUGAAUAUUAUGUAGUUUCGAUGGCACAAUCCAUACAUUCACAUGUGAAUUUCACGAAAUGUUUUGAAUAGCAGCGUGUGUUAAAACUUGAAAAUAUGUGACAUGUUAGAACUGCAAUUGGCGUACUGGGUUUUAUUCGUAGUGAAAAUACAUUUUUCAGAGCAAAAUAUUUCCCACUCUGAACGGAUCAGAUAAAUGUAAAUGUUGCUCCAAUGCUGCAUUAAUUAGGCUAAUGGUAAACACCUGCGAAAUUAAUCAAGAUGACUAAAAUGAUACGCUUACCAGUUGGCGGAGAUCAGGAACAGUCGCCACCGGAUUUAACCAGUGGGAAUGGCAUUCAGAGUGAAAAUAUAUGCACAGAGAUCCCGAGUCUGCGUGAGAGUGCACCGAAAUCCGCCAUCAAGAUGCAAGAAUCCUCUGCCAUAACAGCGCCAGCUGAAGUGGACUUAGUGGAGCAGGAUCUCCAAAAUCAACGCAGAACAUCGCACCGGUUGUUGACAGCUAAUCGUAACGAUGCGAUUGGCACUACUUCCACAAUAUCGUCGACACGGUCAGUGAGUGACCAGGGUAACAUGCGGAGCAGUGAACAAAGGAUUUCGUCGACAAGUGAUCCUUCCAGCACCGCAACCAGCAUUAUUUGCAGCUUGCCUCUUAACCGAUUGGAGUCCAUACUGGGAAUGUUAAGCGGAUUGAAAAAAAGCCCCAGUCACACCGCUGAUCUGGUAACAGCGAAUGCGGUUUCACGUGACCAAGAGCAAAACAAUAGCUCGCCCGCUGGUUCGGACAGUACGUACGAUGCACCGAACGAUAACAACUUAGUAUUUAAGGUGCUAUGCUUAUACUGUGACCGAAGUUUUACCAACCAAAAACUGAUGAUCAAACACACGGAUCGCAUUCAUCGAAUAGCGAAAGACCGGCGUAGCAGUACCCGUGUACUGUCGACCGCAUUGAAUGGGUCGGACGUUUCAUCAUGCUGCCACUUUUGCCAUAAGAGCAAAACGCUGAAUUUAAUGUCAGAAAAUUUGCCAGAACUGUUCCAGCACUUGAUCUCCGUACAUUCUGAUCGAUACUAUGCUUGCGAGUAUUGUACCAUACGUUUUCCAAGCGAUGAGGCACGGGAAGCGCAUAUGGAAGCUUUACAUCCAUCUACCAAUAGUGGCCGACCAAAGUCUAAAGCCGCACUUAAAGCCUUCAGUCACGGUCAAAACAGCUGUACUCUUCACCAUCCACAGCCAGUUGUCAGCGUUGUGAACUGCAAAACGUUCAAAACUAGUGGCGUUUCUCGAUCGGAAGCAACGGAACCGUUGCUGACGUUGGACCUCUGUUCCACAUCGAUGGAUCGUCUUGUUGUAAAUAAUAAUAGUGUAAACAAUAGCAGCACUAAGGGUGAAUCGGUUCAAAACAUUUGUUUACGGUCCUCGCUGCGCAAUGCUACUUCACAGGCAGUAGAAAAGGAUCCUACGAAUGGCAAGCCGAAAACCAAGGCCUUCAAAAAGUCAGAGCGAUUGCUAAGAAGGAAUUCGGAACCUAUGCUAUUGUCACGUCUGGGUAUUACACAGCACAGAUUACCUCGUCAAAGCCGUCGGUUACUGGCAGCAGCAUCAACCACUGCAAAUGCUUCCCUGUUAUCAUCUGAGACAUCAUCCGCAUCUUCUAUAUCAUCCACGUCCUCGGCCAUGGGUACAUGUAUAGGUAAAUUAACCACAAAGAAGAAAAGCCUGAUAUUGGCAAGCGAUGAAGUGCAACCGGUACAAAAUUGCUACAACAAAAUUACUAAAUUAAAAACGAUACGUUCGACACUGAGUACCAACUCGAUGAUGUCGAUCGCUGAUAGUACGAACAUCGAAACGACAGAUUCAGGCAAAGUGUUAGACAAAGCACCCGAAUGUACAACAAACGGUGGUGCUACAGUCACAUCUGCUGGACCAACUAGUGAAACCGUGGGUGGGUUUAUCAACCGUGGAACAAUGAAUAAUAAUUCCCUUACUGGUAAUAGUAUUUGGUGCAACAGUGCAGGCAGCAUUAGUAUCAAUGCAUCUAAUGGCAGCACAGCUAUGUUGGCAACGAACAAUGGACUAUUUGACGAAGAUUUCUACGAAACCGUUACACAAAACGUGAAAAACAAUCUUAGCUGCCACUUGGACGGAAAAUUGGAAGCAUCUACUCCCUAUGCACCGAGCCCGAUGAGUCCAGUCUCAGUUGUACCUGCAGUACGUUCCACUGUCGUCAAGAGUCCAGUGACAACUGAUCGUAAAAUACACGAAGCGACCAACCUUCCUACCCUUUCCGUAAUGUUUCCUACGUUGUUAACUGUAGAACAGUAUGGUACGGAUCUGAAGCCAACGACGAGCACUGCAAUGCUGGCUUCUGUUUCAUCCGUGUCGUCAGCAAAAACGAAGAAAACUGUUACAAAAAAUUCAUGGAAGUGGAAGUGGGACUUUGUGAAGAAAUACAAGUAUGUAAACGAAAAUGGACGAAUCGUGAAGAAAAUCAAACAACCAACAAUCGGACUUCGCGAUCUCUCUAAGCUGGACAUGUGGACACAAUUGACCAUGCGUACAAAGCAUGAGCUAUUUCAGCAUCGACGAUCGAACGAUGAUCAACGUCAGGUACAAGCAUCGUCCGCCACGCAAAGCGAUCCUUUUGCCAAAGAUGAACCGAUGAUAAUAGCGGAAGCAGGAGCCACUUUGCGUCAUGAAAAACGUGCCAUGGUUGAGCAAUUGGACCACAUACUCGAUGCACGGUUGUUACCACAUAUAGAUUUGGAACAGAAUGAUCAGCGCAUCAUCAAACUUGAACCAUCUGACGAACAUGUAACGAAAGAGGAAACGCCAUCGAAUCUAAGCGCAGAGCCAAUUGAUGACAAAGCCGAAAUCAAUGUAACACCAACGCAAUGUUCGACGCUCGUACCAUGGUCAAACCAUCCAAACACACAGUCCAAUAAUAUGGAGUUCCUGCACAAUCUACAGCUAAUACAACUAAACAGACACCAUAAAAAUGCACCUGUCGUGUUAAGCGGAGAAUGGGCCCGACCUAGGUGUUACAUUUGUUAUGGCUGUGGUGCGAAGUUUAACUCCCUGAAGCAAGUAGAAGAACACAGAAUCUUUAGACAUCCUCAUGUGCACUCUACCUUCUACGAGAUCGUUGGUCGUGAACUCAUCGAGAAACGCUUAUACAAGCAUUUUUUCAUCCCUGUUAUAGCACUGAUGAUGCAACAGAUGCAUUGCAUGCGAUCGGGCAAUCCCGAGCGAAUAAUGAACAGUGCCAUCAUGCAUGGCAUGAUUCCUCAACAUGCAGGAGUUUGUAGAAUCAACACUGUUACGGAAAUUAAAAACGAAGAUUCUUCGUCAAAUGAAGCUACCUCGUUUUCGACAUCAACCAGCGCCUCAUCGUCGUCGUCGUCGUCGUCGUCUCGACAUUCUACAAACACCACGGUGACUACUUUAAUGGAUACUUGCUCUGACACUAUUAAUGUUCUUACGCAGUGUUCCGCACUUGCAAUCGAUGAUGAGGACGUAGGAAACAGUGUCCGCUCAGUGAUAUGCAGCAAAUGUCAAAAGGAAUGCCAGAAUGAGAUCCUGCUGUAUGCACAUAUUCUGCACUGCUCGAAUGAUUAUGUGUGGUUACAAGCGAAAAAGCGUAUGAAGUACCGUCGUGCUAAACGAAGAAGAGGUGGCAAUCGGACUAUUGCUAGUUGUGCCCCUGCUAUGCUAACGAUACCUAGAAUGAUUCAACAUCAACCAAAUGCAGUCGAGAAGGUGGAAGCGAUAGGAUAUGUCUCAUCCGUAGAUGAAAAGCACAGUUUGAACGGGAUGGCCGCAUCUCAAUCAAGCUUAAACAACAUUAGCCUCAGCAGUAACAUCAGUAGCAGCAGCGACAGUACUUGUGGCAGCAGCAGUACCAGCAAUAACAGCUCCUUAAACAGCACUGAUCAUUCAAAAGUGAAUUCGAACCAAAAGGUUCGCAGAUCUCCCAAACCAAAGGAGAACGAUAGUGAUAUAGUGAAAAAGCUUCUGGCAAAUCUACCAGCAAAACGCAACUCACGUGAAACAAAUUCUCCAAAUUCGACACAAAUCAACAAGCGAUCAAAAGUGGUAGGAAGGAAGAAUUUUUGUUCUGCCACCGUAUCUGUUGCAUCUAAAUCGCGAGGCCACGGAACAAAACUUUCAUCUUUACCAAUGGGCGAAUCUGUCGUAACUCAACCAACACCAGAUAACACUGCUCCUGUUCACAAUGGUAACGAUAAUAAUAGUAAUAAGUCUUUGUCUACUUCCUCAAUAUCUACAACAACAAGGGAAAUAAUCUCACAUAGUACUGCUGCUACAAAAUUACGAACAAGACAAGGUUUGUCGUCGUCUUCUACUAGAGCCGUGCAUGUAUCGUCGAACAAGGCCCCAAAGACAUCUUUCAAAAAAACAUCUCCAUCCUCAGAGAAUACCGUGAGUGAUGCAAAUUACAAAAGAAGCUCCAAAGAAUCUGUGCUCAUUUCAGAUAAAGGUCCUGAGAUUAGAAAAAAAGAUAAUAUCAAAAGAGGAAAGCUUGUAGGGACGAUCAAUAAGAAUAAAAUGUUGAUGUGGAAGAAGGGACAAAAACGUCAGCUGGUAGGAGUAACGACGACCAACGGACAUCACCGAAUGUUGCGCAGCAGUGGUAAGCGCUUGCUUCCAUUAUCGGUUUCCAUUCGUCAACCAUCCUUAUCUUUGCGGUCAAUCAGACUUUCAACGCGUGGUAAAAAUGUCUUAAAUAAGAGAAAAGUGCUGAAAAAACAUAAGCCGUUGCCACCUGUAGCAAUAUUUCCAAGCGAAACGCUUGUUGAAAAAGAAUCUACAACGAUGGUGGCUAAGGAGGACACCAAUAAUGCUGCAACAGUAAUGACAUGUGAUGGGAGUAGUGGGUCGAUUCCUUCUAACAAAAUUGAUUCAUUUUUGGAAGUUGUAACGUUGGCGAAAGUUAAAGCCGUUAACUUAGCAGAAAGCGAGCGAGCGGAACCGAGCAGUGAAGCUACGGACAUGGAACAAACUGUUGAUAACAUGCAACCACUGGUCAGAUCUAGAAAUACAUCCACAUUAGUGGAUUUCCCACACAGUGCAACCCAGGUGACACCAAACCAGCCCAUAAAGAAGCAAUAUUCGAAAGAUCCACCUGCAACACCGACGAAAUGUGAUCCUACCCAAGCAGAAAAUGUACAACAGUCGUUGUCCUCAUAUUCUGGUGUUGCGGAACCUAACGAACUGAUGGGUAUAAGUGGCGGUCAAUCUGGAAACUGCAAACCCAGAAAGAAAAAGUUAAACGAUUGUAUCGCGAUGUUAACGGGUAAACUAUCACAACAGUUAGGAGUAGAUUUUUUUAACAAUGAGAAGAAAAUAGAAGAGGUAUCUCCAAAUGAAGCGUCUGCUUCUUCUUGCUCUACAUCAGAGCCCGAAAAGCUCGUAACGAAAAAUACGACCGCUAGCAGCUGUUCCGUAUCCUCUGAUGAAUGUUCGAGUUUCAUAAAGCGAAAAGAAGUUGUUUUGAUGAAGGAACAGAAUGUCCCUACACAUUCUUUGCUACCAGCAGUUGCGCCAAACAAUAAUUCUAAUACAUCUUCAUCUGUACAAGGCGACACUCUUGCAUCAUCCACACUGUCAGUUUGGGCGCAUGAAAAUCGUCAAGAUUUAACUGCUUUGCCACCACAAACAGCACCCAUUCGUCUGAAAACUGUCAAUAGCGUUCAAUCUUUAUCACCUAACCUAGCAACACCAUUGACAUUCGAUCGAUUAACAACUCAACUUGAAUUGGCAACCGAACAAAUCCUGGAUGAACCUUUAAACUUGUCCUUAAACAGCCCUAUAGGGCGAGGUGUGAUAAGAAAUCGCAAAGUGCAGUGGAAACAGGAUAAUGCUUGCAGUUUCGUAUACAAAUCAUUACAUUCACAACAAGAAUCCACAAUUUCGGCGAACUCCGCUACUACGCAACCAGUGCAUGCUCAUCGUUUACAGGGUGAAAAUAUAGUUACACAUUUUAAUCAUUUGCUCGGAUCCUCAACGCAUACAAACCACCAGAAAGUACGGAAACCAAAAUGUACGUCACCUCCAAUGACAGAUUCCGGAAGUACCAUUGCAUCAAAAAUGGGAGCAGGUAAUUUAUCGUCGUUAAAACUACCCCCGGGAUUAAUAAUAGAACGGGUUGAAUACAAGCAGUCUCGUCCAUCUAUUACAAAGGAAGUACCAUCUGUUACAAUUGUGGCUCGCCAGCGUCAAUUGCCGGUUCCAGAUCUAAUUCCAUCGAUAUCUGAAAAUAGCGCAACAGAUUUGACAAUAGAAAAACCGACACCGUUAAUGCACAGCUCAAACUUGAUGGCCUUUCCUAGUAAUUCUUCUAAUUUUGUAAGGCCUUUAACAAACAGCACCUCUGGACUUCACUCUGAUGCUAACCACGCGAAGAUCCUAGGAUAUGGUACCUAUUCCGAGCCAAAUGUUCUUACUCGCCGCUCUGAACCAACCACCGACAAUGUAGUACCAAUGUUACCUUCAGUUUUACGAACUGGUCCAUGUGCAGAAAAUCGAAUAUCCGUUACAAUUACCGAGUCUAACUCAACUGUUCACGAGCGAAUGCAGGAUGUACAGAAUCCAUCGGUUAGCGUUGAUUUGUCAACAACGUCUAAGAACGAUAAAACGGUUUCAUCAUACUGUUCACCGUUGCCAAAAUCACCGUUGGAUUCAGUGCAAAUAAGACCACCACAGCGAACAUCAGCCUCAGUUAUGCCAGCAUCGUUGCACAAAACAUCCAUCGGUGCAACAGGUCAUACACCCGGGUCUUCCGAAAAAACACCACCUCCCAUGACAACACUGAUUAUUCCACAAGUCCCUAUGCCACCGUUAUCGAGUCAGGGAAUGCACCCCAUAAAACGAGCCAGACGUAAAAGUGUGUUUGUACCAUUGCCUGUACCUACGGACGAAUCGAAUCGUGAUGUUAUGGCUAAACCAUUGAGACAACAACAUCCAAUCAUUCCCACGAUUGCAGCACCUCCAUCGACAUUGCCCGUCACUACUGGCAUAACUAGUGCUAAUCUGUUGGCGUCUAUGUCACUGUCGUUCAUUGCACCGGGUUUACUACCAGUGCCUGGGACAUCUAUGUUAGGACCAAUCGACAUGCAACGACUUGCUGCUGUAAGGCUUCCUGCACAUCUGCAACCACCUGUGAUUCCACCUUUAAAAAUUCCGGAUGCUGCAACUUCGGCCACAUUGCUAGAAAAAAUAUUUCAUCCAACACAUAGCGACGCACUAUCCACUGGGCUCGAAUUGAAAACAGACGCUCAUUGUAAUCAAGCUAAACAACCGCCAUCCCUUCAACCGGCUGCUGUGCGUUCACAUUUGUAUCACAACACCACUGAAGAGAAUGCACAAUUCAUUUCGUCUAGAACGGCAAAACCUCCAACGAUCAAUGGAUUCGUUAAUCAAUCAGAGCAAAUAGCAUCCAAAAUAAACGCACCUCCGCCAGGCAUCAGAAUAGACGGGAUUCGAACAACUGAUACUAAAAUCAUGAAAUCAAAUAAUUCUUCCGCAGCGAGUAAACCGAGCGGUCGCAUAAUGAAACGCAGAGCCUCCGUAGCGGACUUGCAAAGAAAAGCUUUGAUGGAACAAAUUUGGAAUCAGUCAAUUAUAGACAAAAUGAUGCAUGAAAAAGACGCAAGAAUUGUAGCCGGUCUAGAAGAGACACCGAAAGCAGUUGAAACGACGACUCCAACAGCAGAGACUGCAAUAGAAAAAUCCAGUAACAUAGAAAUAGUAAAUGAACCGACCACCGCGCACAAGGGAGAACAUUUAGCAGCAAUUUCAGAGGGACCACGGGUACAUUCGUCGGUUUCUAUCUGUGCAACAGAUGGAAAUAAAGCUGAACGGCAGCAUAAAAACGAAUGUUUGCUAGAAAUAGAUCCAAUGUCGACAGAAACAUCAGAAAACAUUAGCAAAACUUUAGUGCUGCACCAAAACGUCGAAGAGCAUAAUACUGUUGCUGUUGCACUAAACGUGCAGGGUGAAAUUGAAGCAAAACUGCAAAACACACAAAAUGAGAACAAUGUACAACUGCAGAACAAACCCGAAGAUUCUACCAUCCCAUUGAUGCAUACUGUCGAUAAGACAAAUGAUUCUAACACAACGAUUGGCGAAGGCCAUUGCGUUCAGGAGAUAGAUCCAUCAACAUCUUUAUUAACGAUUGAUAAUGCGGACACGAUUAAGACUGUGGACAAGGUUGAUGCAGCCUCAGAGGAUGGUUCGGUUGAUACAGCUGACUGUCAGGUAAACGUUGACACACAAAAGCCACCUUCGAAGAAGAUUGUUCGAAAGAGGAGAAAAAAUGAAUUAGCUUCAAUACUAUCGGACCAGCUGCUGGAAAGUUUUAAAGAGGUGGACAAAUCGAGAUUGGAUGAUCUAAAGCUGCUACAUGAUUUGACAUGUGAGACACCUGAUGUAAAGUUCACACUGGAACAAAUUCCACAGCUAGCGAAGCGCAAGUCUAACCCUCGACUCCCAGAGUUAGUAAUGCAAGAAACAUCAAAGGCUGCAACCUCACCAAACAUAACAACAAAAAAAGUACAGAACUCUAAACGACAUGCAAAAGAAAAGGAACUAACAGCACAGCCAACAGCUAAGGAAGUAAAAAACAAGCCAUCAUUUGACAGCGGCGAACCAUCCCCUAGUGAGGUGAAGGGUGUCCAGGUUCAAGAGAGGAAAGAACAUGGUAUUGUAAAUUCUAUCAACGAUACGAAAGACAAUUGUGCCCUUCAAAAACAUGCUUCCGAAAUGAAAGAAAGUGCCGAAGAUCUUGGAAAUACACCGGAACAAGGGUUGGCGAAUCAUAAAGCAACACGAUCAAAAACACAAACUACGUUCAGUGGUGAACAUGUCUCACACAACGCUCAAAGAAAAACUUUGACCCGCGCAACGAAUUCAGAGGUGAAUCCAGAUGUAGUAGCAAACGACCGAACUGCAGAUAUUACCAUCCCAGACCGUAAGAGCUUGCUACGUAAAUUGACUACAACACCGGCUGCUGAAAUACUGCAAUCUUGUGAGAAACAUAAUAUUACCAACAAAAUGGACGAUGCAGAGACUGCGAAUUCUCUACCGGGUAGUAAUAAUCGUUUAACGGAAACGAUGUCCCAUAAAAAUAUGGACACAACACCAACACCACCUUUUAUUGUAGCAAAGGCAGAGUCAAAUCCUCCAAAACGAAUUAUAUCUCGCCGUAAAUCUGUUUUUGUGGAUUGUGAUCUAGCCCAGUAUGUUGAACAAGAGGAAGAAAAACUGAAAAAGGCAUCAACGAAUGUUUCGUUCAAGGACGAUUUUAUGCUGACACCUAGGCGAGGUACGCGAAGCCAAGGCCAACUGGGAUUAGAUUUAGUGGAGAGCCUUGUGAAAGCGACUAUGAAGCCUCGUGAUCCUCGUAGACGAUUGUUGCAGAAACGUGAAGAAGAGCUUAGUGCUAGAGAAAACAAACUACAGUUACAAAUCAAGAACGACCCUCCAAUCCUAGUCGAAGAGCAAACGGAUCAAGUAGUGGAGAAACAAACGAAAAGCGCUGGAUCUAACAGUGUGGCUGUAAAAGAUAAACAGUUGAUUACGAACGUGGCUGACAGCUUAGUAGACACAAAUGUUAAAAAUGAUAAGGAUACCUUAUUUUCUAUCGGAACGCAAGAACAUGCCCCUCUGCGAAGAAUCAGUGCCAGGAGAGCUUCUUUAUGCGUGCGCCCAUUACCAGAUUCCAAAAAUGUUAAAGGAUAUCCAGGUACAAUGGCAGCAUUGCCGGAAGAUGAUCAUCUGCGUGACAUUGGCAAUGAAGUGAAGCGUAUCUACAAGCGUAGAGCCUCAAUUUAUCAACCAACACCCGAACUGCAACAGGAAGAUAAGAAUGCCGGUGGGGAGAAGCAAAUCAACCGUAAAGAGAGCCAAUCCCUAAAUGUAAAACCGGAAGAGGAAAACAUUUUUCUGGGGAAGAAAAAAGAGACGACAGCACAGAAAUCUCACAAUCGCCGUUCUAAAACACCAGGCCCUGGUGAUUGGAAGCGGCGCAAUCAGCUUCCGUUAAAUGGGACGUCAGAGCCUCUCAUAGAAUCGUUACUGCUCCAUGCCCCGGAUUCAGAAUCCAAUGCUCCAAAGCGAAGAACGACAAAAAAUAGCCAAAUUGCAGAAACAGUUUCAAAGUUGUUUAACAUACAGGAGGAAAUCAUGCUGAUUGACAGUUCAAGACGUAAACCAAGAAAAGUGAACCUUCCAUCCGUAUCAACACAGCCGGAAUUAUUCGUUCAGGAACAACAGAAAGAAACGUUAGCUGGCACAAAUGAAGACACCGGAAUAGAAAAAGGGAAUGAAACAGGUAAAGCAUUAUCAUCAUACGAACUGCCAUUGGUUGGUAAUGAAGUAAGCGAGAAAAAAUCACCACCACACAUGCCAAGAAAAUCAUUUUCUUUUUCCAACGACGAAGAUGAAUCGCCUAAAGCGAUAAAGAAACUGGUGGAAAAUAUCAUCAACAACACGACAAACUCAUCUAACGCUUCGACAGACUAUUCGGACGACGAUAACAUGUCGCUGGCUUGUUUCGCAGCCCGUAAUAAUGCACCUGUUGCUACUUUGGGACAAUCGACAGACUUGUUUGCGAAACCUCCUUCGAGUACGCCAGUACGUGCUAUGUCGGUCAUUGCAGACGACGAGAGUACCACUAACACAGAUGCCUUAGAUGAUGACAUGAUGAGUGUUACAACGGAAAUACCACCAUCGAGCAACGCGUCCAGAAUGGGCACGCGUCGUGUAAGAAGAAAACGUAGAAAGUCUAGGCGGCAGAAUAGCAAGAUCAAGCGGCAACAGACAAAGACACAGGAAGAUAAUGACAAACCAGUGCAAUCUUUCAAUUGUAAUCUCUGCCGAAAAAUGUUCAAAAAGCUUGACGCGUAUAACAAACAUCGGAUGACGCUCUCGCACAUCGCAAAGCUUUCGGAACAGGAAUACCUAGUGUCGCAACAGAAUCAAGAACGACGGGAAAACGAGUCUUUGCAUGUACCGAACGAAAAUAUACAGCUUCAACCAAAACCUGACGAUAACCGACGGACGGAAAAACGAGAUGAACCUAAUGCAAACAGUAUGGAUGCAGGACCUGAACUGCUUCCAAUUACACCUGACGGCAAUUUAGCAAUGGCAUCAUUGCAAAUGAAAAUGACAGAUAACAACAAGCUGCAUGAUAAUCAAUCCGUAAAGGAACUAAGUCAAGAGGAAAAACUCUUUUUCGAAUGUUGUUCGAUGCUGAAAGAGUCUAAUUCUGGCGAAAACGAUGAGUUGAAGCGUGUUACUGUUUCCUUGAAAGCAAACGAACUCGUAACUUCAACCAAUUCCAUCAGUCCGUGCGUAGUUCUUCCAGGUAAAUCAACCAAUGUGUCAGCUGCUGACGCUUCCGUUCAUUUGCCGCUAGUUGAACAAAACCAGACAAAUCCAGCGAGCACGACGUGCUGCGUGGAAGAGUUUGUUGCGACACAGGUCACAAAUAUACACCAACAAGAACAGGAAGUAACUUCUCCACAGAACCAUGAAGUGUUGCACGAAGCUGCAAAUUUUAUGGUACAACGGUAUGUAGUUGCAAAAGUAUCCUCACCACAUAACUCGAUAAAGUCAUCAUCGACUAUGCCUACCGCUACUACCAGUAAAAGUAUUAGUAGUAGUAGUAGUAGCAGUAGCAGCAACAGCAGUAAUAGUAGUACCAGUAGCAGUAGUGAUAGUAACACUGUCAGCAAGAAUAACGCCCAUAACGCAAAAAUUAAAACUAAAGGAGCCUUGAAAGGAUACGACAACUUCAAAGUUUCAAUACCAAUGACUGGUCUAACUGUGAUGUCAACUAACACAGCAAGUACAGUUGUCACCGUUGGCAAAGAAUCACGUUUAGACACGCUAGCAGAUGUCGCGCUGUGUGGAGACAUUCCAAAAGAGUUUGGCAUUGGAGUUCAAAGCCAUGAAAUAAAUGCUGCUACACUGGUCAGAGUGGAAGAGCGCGUUAGUACAUGCCAGGAAACCGUAGCUAGGUUUCCUGUGGCUGACACUGACAUGUUCAUAGACGGGAAAAAGCAUGUACAUGGUGUAAAAUUGUUAGAAAACAAUGAAAAAGACUGUAAUGCUGAGACGAACACUAAUUCCUCAAUAUCACGUGCUAGCGAGCAGAGCAAUGCAAAAUUCAUGACAUCGAAUAAGAUAGGCUGUGUAAAGAAUCGAGAAUGCUCCACCAAAUCACAAAACAAACCCUCGACCAGAUGGAUAACAGGAGGGCCGUAUCGAAGAAGAACGGAAAGAAACAAUCCUCCUGCGAAUGCAGAAGCAGCAUUACAAUGUGACCAUGCAUUUCCAUAUGAAGGGGAUGAUGUUUAUGCAUUCCAAGAUUCACCAUGCGACGGUGACCUACCUGCGACGUAUUCUUCAAAGAAAAAUAGUAAUACAAUGCACAAUCAAGGUAUGACGAAAAAUGAGGAAAGUAGUCAGCAACAACACAUAAAACAAAAUACCACGGUCACGACCGCACUGGAAGAACAUGACGAUAGUCAGAUGUCCAGCCUGAGCUUUUCCGAUCGAGAUGAUUUUGUUUACGGUACAAAUACAAUGAGCGAAGAGGAGGAAGAGGAAGAGGACAAAAACAGUAGCAUAAGCAGUGAACAGACCACACCGAAAAAGCUAACAAACGCAGAUGUUCAGAAAAAGAGUCUGAUUAUGGGUCGUAUCUUUAAAAAGGGUGGAGCAAAAGAUAAAUUUGUAGGAGAUGCGGGGGUACGAAAGAGUUCAACAACUUCACCUGAAACUCCAGUCGCAGAGGUACCGCAAAAAGCUGCAGGUAUGUCUGUAGUUGUUUCCAAACCGGCGACAACUCUUAAAUCAACUGUUAAAGACUUUGAUAAACUGUUCGACACGCUAAAAAAUGAUGCUGUGUCGGCAAAUGAACUGCAAAAUAACAAUGAAGCAGAGUCCGACGUACGACACGCAGCAUUCCCUGCAGAAGAAAUUCUUGUUGCUACAAUGGGUGUGAAGGACAAGCUAGCCGACUACCAAGCAAAUAAUUCCGAUCAUCCAUAUCAUCCUGGACCUAAAGAUUUCGGAACAAUCAAUACCGGUACAGAUCGUUUACGUCGACGAAGAGCUGGUCAACAAAAGAUACUCACGGAAACGUGGGAUUCGGACGAGUUUGAAGACUUUCAAACGGAUGACAUCAUGAGGUUGAUUGAUCGCACUGAAGAUGAUACAGUAAUCGACAAUACAUUGUCUAAGAAAAAGAUGCCGGUGCACAGGACAACAGAUGAAAAGGCCAAAUCGGGUAAUUUGGAGUGCAUAUCAACUGACAGCAUGAAGCAGUCAUCAUCGCUCAACGAUAUCUCCAACAACGAGAAUCAUAGAAUAGACCAAAUGUUGGAUAAGCAUGCUGGAUCGAAAAAGGGGAUACAUUCACUAUUCGAUAAGAAACCAUUAAAAUCCGACAAUACCACCGUUACGGAUGACACUAUUCGAAAAGUGAUGGAAAGCGUUAUAUUGGAAACCAUGGGUAAAAACAGUUCCAACAAGCGAAAACCAACAGCUGCAUUUGCUCCCACAUUGGGUACCGAUAGCUCGGCAGCUACCAACAGUAAAGCGCUUCGACUCUCGUCAAACAGUGAUGGCCAAGGAAUUAUUUCCUUGGCACCAACUGUUUCCACGGAAGAUGUUUCACUAGCAUUGGAAUUAACAUCGCUAGAAGAGCACACACUAGAAUCGAGCGUAGUCAUAUCUUCAAAAACGAUAACAAGCAAGUUCAAGCAAAAACUUAGUUCAUCAAUGCGCUAUAAUCUACCAGAACUUGAGAGUGCAUCUGAUCGUAACGUAAAAGAGCCCAUGUCAAUACAGUCAAAAUUAGCGACAAACACUACUAGCAUAUCUGACACAAAUUCUGGUACGAACACGAAGUUAGUGACUACCAGCAGUAAAAACAACAACAACAAUAAGAACAUCAAUAAUAAUAACAAUAAUAAAUUGUCAGUCAAAUCAUCGAAACCAGUUACGGGAACCAAGAACAAAGUAAAGCCAAAGUGUACAGAAGAAGAUUGGAUCGGUAAAACGCCUGUCUCGAGUGGUAAACAGCGCAAAGUGGCUACAAAAAAGAUGAAAAACAUUGCUUACGACCCUGAUAGCGACUAUGAGCAGAGCAUCAAAUGUAAGAAAGUAAAACGCAAAUUAUUAGAAAAUGACAUCGAAGCCAAUUUGCAGAUAGAACACCUUCAAUCGACACUGCUGAAUGCGGAAGAUAGUAGCAUACUACUAACGACACCGCGGCGCAAGCGUAACGCUGGAGAUAUGCUAUACUAUUGGUCAUCCAGUAGUGACGAGGAAAUAGAAAAGGAAGAAAAAACUGGUCGGACAAAAAGGCAUGGUGAUAUCACGAAAGAUCGUCGCCGUCACUGCAAGCCUAUAAACAACAAUAAUGUACCGGUAGGAAAGAAACGCGGUCGCAAGAAGAAGCAAACACAGUUAGCAAGCAUGAACUCCGUAGAACUCACAACUGAUGAUGCCAAAAAGCAGGAUGCGUCUGAAUCCGAAAAGGAUGAAACUAAAUCAAAGAGUACAUCAUUGGGCCAACCAACUACUGUUACGACGGAAACAUCGUUGACAGUGUUAUCAGCGAAAAAAUCAAGAACAAACACAUCAGCUACUGAUAAAAAGGUAGGCAUAGUACCUAAAACUAAGAAGCAACUUGAUAUGGAAAAGUCGGUACAGCUACAAACAUUACCAGUACAGACAGAGGAAGAAACAUGUGGUACCAGUAGUGAACAUCUACAACAGCAUGGCUGGAUAAUGGGUGACUCGCACAAAAAGCUUGUAACGAUGCUGGCACAUGCUAAGGGCAAACAUGAUAGUCGAAAACAGUCAACUAGCAAUCGAAAGAAAUGAAACAACACAAAACACACUAUCAAGCGUCCAGAGUAGGAAAAACGAUGUCGAUGGUGUACACAGCGUGGUCUAUAGCUGCACACGAUCAGUCCAUGCUGCAGUAGGACAAUUUCAAUCUCUUUAUGUUGCCAUUACUUAUAAUGUUAAGAAAGUUAUUGAAAAAAAUACUAUUUCGUUGUCGAAUGGUGAAACAUUGUGGUGCAUGUAGGGUUAACAGUUUUUGAACAGCUUGAAUUCCACAUUAAUCUUAGAUCACUCCGGGAACGUUGAAAUGAAGCAAAUGAAAAAAAAGAUAAACAGACAAAUUCCCGUGCUUUAAAACGCAUAAUGUGUGUUGAUAUUAAAGUAUCGAUUUUAUAGUGGAUUACAAGUAAUGCAACAUGUAGUGGAUUACAUCUAAUACAACAUGUAGGGGAUUACAUGUAAUACAACAUGUAGUGGAUUACAUGUAAUACAACAACACAUUAGUUACGCAUGACUUAAACGAAACAAACUUUAUUGUGUCUGUGGAGAGAAAAACUUUUCUUGUGCAAUCAAUAAUAACGAACAGAAAGAGUAAUUGUAAAACCCCUUAUGCUGAUAGCGAAAAUAAAAUAGUGUUGAAUGGUUAGAAGUAAGAUAAAAAAAAUAAUGCUAUCAACUACAAAACAAAACACGUGUUGCAUUUUAGGAAGAAACAAGCUUAAGGGGUUUCUUAUGAUUCUGUUCUACAUACUACUGACACAAUAGAUUGUACGCGCAAUUUUAAUUGUAGUAAAAUUGAUGAAUAGUAAUAGCAUCACAUCACGGUACUGCACGAAUUGCGAUUAAUUGUUGCUUUUGAACAAUAACAUCAAAUAUGUUUAAUACUGGUAGCAUACUUGUUUAGGCGAACCAAACGGUAUAAGGGGGAGCUGUCUUAAAAAUGGCGGUCAAAAUUGUAAAUUAUCCCUGUACACAAUACAGAGAAUUGAUAAACAAGUGUGCGGUGAACUAUACAUAGGAACUGACAAACGAGUUUGCGUGGUGAUCGAAUCUCUUGGACUUUCGAUAGAACCGUUGUAUACAGAUAAGAGAAUGUGCAUUCGUUUGAAAAACAACAACAAAUGAACAAGACUAACAUUAGCAAAAUUUCAUAAAGACAAUUGGUGUAGAAUUUCCAAUGUGACACACAUUUUUUUGUGUGGAGUUGGUGUAUGAUAACAUAUAGCAAGAGUUCGGAAUGUUUGAAACAUCAGUGAAACUUUUGUUAGCACCAGAUGUGGAACUCUCUGUGUUUGUUUCAUUUUUGUUGGAUUCCUUACUUUCUUCUCAAUAAAUGUACUAUUAAUUUUUGACAUUUCAUAGGGAAAAUGGUAUUACUUGUGAUGAACGUUAUGUAGAGAAGAAAUAAACUACAAAUGUUCCAGUUGCUGUGGUUUUUUUGGUAGUUCGAUUUUGUUUCUGGUUAUGCCACAGAAGUUCAGAAUAGGUACAACUAUCCUUCAGGAUGUCACCAAACCGAGAGUUACUAGCACUUGGGACAUUCACAGUAUUCAUGAAGGCACCAAGGUAUCAAGGUACAUUUUAUUUCUAACUGCUUUAGUUCGCAAUGUAAAGCAAAACGUACUUGCUGGCAUAUAUAUAUAUUGCUGCGAUGAGAAAUAUGUAUAAAAAAAUUAUCAAAAUACAUACCGUGUAAGAGACAAACUUAUUCAAAUCUUAUAACACUAAUUAUGGAAUAAAAUACAUGAGGUAUAUUUGUGCAUAAUUAACUAUACGUACGGGACAAAGUAUCGAAACAACAAGUAAACAGCAAUAUUUAAUGACAUGCGAUCUCACGAAGAACACAGAAUAUCGGAUGCAACAGAGGUAAAUAAAACGUUUCGCGCCCCCAUGCACAAGUGAAAAGGCUGAGGUGCAAAAGGUGCAAAGAUAGAUCACAAAAAACACGAUUUUAUACCAUAUUAAAAGGCAUAUAAAAGAAAUAGUUAUGGGAUGAGCGUCGCAUAGUAAGAGUGGUGCUGUAAUGGCUGUAAAACAAUAAUUUCUGAGUAUGUAAAAAACAAAAUCUAUUAAUUCAUACAAUCCUGCUGCUAAACGCACAUCGGCAAAUGUAGGUCUGAUGGAUGCACACAAUAAAGCAUAAGUUUUGCAACAAAAAAAAACAUCAAUAGAUGCAAAGAAAAAAGGAAAGGAAAGGUUAUUAGCGGCAUAUUAAUGUAGGUCUGCGUCUCUUUGAAGCUUUAUCAUUUUGGCGAGGACGGAAAUCAAGCUGCUAACUAUUGGACAAGCAAAAUAACAUCACACAGAUCUAUAUUGUAUGACUGCCAUAUAAACUUAAUUCACACGUCGAUAGUCCAAAAGUAAAAUAUCAUAAAUGUUCGUAUUGUGUUGAUUAGUUGGACCAGUCUUUGUAGCCAAAACGCCUGUUAUGCACAUUAUGCUGUGCUGCAACCGUCAAAGCCGUCUCUUCUAUGUGGUUUGCACGCAGCGCAUGUAUAUGAAAUUAAGCAUUAUUUGGGAGAUUGCCGUUUCGUUAUCAAUUAUUCUGAAAUGCAAAACCUGUUUAAGUUAAUGAGACACACUAAUGAGACACGCUACGGCCAAGAUGAAGGUUAGGUUCUACGUGCAUCAAUGAUUUCUGGUGGUUAAUUGAUAUGAUAACGGUGAAAUCAAACAUUAUAAAUAUUUUAUGGAAUGUGCAUGGUAUGAAUUGUUGAAAGGAAAGUGAUGAACAAACCCGUUAGAUAAUACUUACUGCUACAUGAAACUGUGCUCCCCAUAUUUCAGGUGAAUCCGCUAUCUUACGGGCCAAAUAAUGUUUAUUUCUAAAAAUCUCUUUGUUAUUUGCUAGCCGAUUCAUUUUCUCUGUUUACUAAAUGUAUUUUAGUGAUGAAUAAACAACUACU
Anopheles moucheti is the source of this 18590-nucleotide messenger RNA. RefSeq lists its product as uncharacterized. NCBI's taxonomy places the organism in Eukaryota, Metazoa, Arthropoda, Insecta, Diptera, Culicidae. The record is from RefSeq and is a predicted model, not a curated record. Bases 1063 to 15720 code for a protein of 4885 amino acids. The transcript has 3 exons.